AUGAGGUUACAAAGUUUGAAUUCAUUAAUCCUUGCGAUAUCGUUCCUCACUUUUUCAUCGGCACAAAAUAAUCUUUACAUAACUCCGUUCAUCACUUCAUCCACGUCAAAAUUCGGAAGAAGAUUCGAGGGAACGUCGGUGAAUGUGAACGGGGAUAUGUUUGCAACAAAUUUCGAUGCAAAAAUAUUCGAUAUUGAUAGUAUCAUACCAUCACAAUCGCGUAUAGAUACAAAACUAGUCGAAUAUAUAUCUCGGCGCAAAAUAUUACCGAGAAUACCGUCAAAGGGUGGGAGAUUAUGGUUUUGUGGUGGUAAAAAUGGUAAAGUGAUUGAGCACCUAACAUUUGGACGAACGAAUGAUGGUACUCAUAUGAUUGAUAUUGAUGGCAUGAGAACUGACAUUGAUGGGAAUUUGUAUGUCACAAGACAUGAUGGAAGUCACGUCACCGUGCUUUGCCCUCUAGGCAAACAAUUAAUUCAAAAUCCUACCAUUUUGAUUUUUGUGGUAAAGAUGGUAAAACUUUAUUCAUGGUACGAAAGGUUGCGUAGAAACCAUUCAAAAUGA
Molecule: messenger RNA, 564 nt
Organism: Funneliformis caledonium
Lineage: Eukaryota; Fungi; Glomeromycota; Glomeromycetes; Glomerales; Glomeraceae
Source: the annotation of a GenBank genome assembly